AGCCAUGGGUGGGGGUGGGGUAUAUUUUCCCACUGUGCUGUGCUUAUUGCAGAGUUAGGAUUUGCAGGCGAAGGGUGUGGGGGUUGCAAAACUGAGAAUAUAGGCAGAGAAGGCGGGGAUCAGGGAGCCUGGAAUCGAGUGAGGGGUGGGCAGAAGGGUAGCCGAAACUGGAGUGGGGAAAUUUUGUUCUCCGGAAAGCUGGGAUGCUUUUCAGGAUUUCAGGGAUGAAAAUCGGCCCGUUCCGAAAGGGGAGGGUUGUGAAAGUUGCUAUGGCGGCUGCCAGCGUCCGAUACCGAUAAGUUGCAAGUUUGCCGCUAGUGCUGUUUGAUAUAUUGACUAAUAUUUGCGAUCCACGGAAUUGUUCAUUUCGUAAGAAAAUGUAUUCGACGUGAUUUCGGCACGCAGUCAUAUUGCAGCCUCAGUUUUGGAUCUUCGGCAUUUGAUAUGUGUCUACUGAAACUUGAAUAUUUCAAUUCACUCUCAAUUAUCUCCUAGCUACUUAAAGUGAUAAUGGUGGCACAAUGAACUCUGGACUGUGCGCGUGAUGCAGUCCGGGCGGCACGUCAGCUCAGUAUCUGACUUGUACGCUGGUGACGAAAUCUCUGUUCUCCUAGAGGAAAUUCGUGAGUUAGAACCGGCAGCGUGCCGGACCGAGGAUAUCCAAGACUUCGAGAUUGCGGGGAGUCAGACAGGGGCCAGUGGGGGCCGCACCACUGGUAGUCUAGCCGAGCUUGACACGCCAGGCGAUGUUAAGACGGUUUGUUCCUGGGACUCGCACGCCAACUACACGCACCCAGAACAUGAUGGAUCCCCAUCCCCUUCAAUUAUGUCUGAUGUCGUUGUCUAUUUUGAUGACUCUUAUCUCAAAGGAACCAAAGGGUUCAUGAGAAUUUCAUUAGUGUGUACCUCCGUUGCCUGUCUUCUAUGUCUGAUCACAGCAGGCACGGCAAAAGUAAGCCUUUUUAUGCUGCCUAUGAUCGGACGUAUACGGUUGAUGGUCUUCGUUACAAUUUUUAGUUUCCUAGUCGUAUCUUUAGUCUUGUUUCUCGAUGUGUCGCAUAUUGUCCAUCUGUUCCCAUUCAACAUGAGUAAAUUGAAUGCGUUCCUGUAUGUCAGUAUUAGCACACUCUACCUAUUAAGUUCAUCACUUAUUAUUCACCUUUCACACUACUACAAUGAAAACUAUGCUUGGAUACCUGAGUCUACUAUACAUAGGUUAAUAAUAGCAGGGCUUCUUGGUUACCUGUGUGCACUCGAAGCUUUGCUCUUAUCGCUUUUCACGCGCUGUGACGAGGAGCAGUACCAUCCUGUAGGUGAGGACCCCAGUAGUAUAAAUUUACAAGAGCGACACUUCUCUCCCUCCCCUGGUUACUCCUCGCAACAUGGCAACAAGAUGCAUCACACAGAUUCGCAGCCCUGCUCGUCCAAAGCCAUGGACUCUUACCGCAGCAUGAACAACGCAUGAUAGGGACACUUUGCCAAGCAAGUUUCCGUGAUAAUCUCGAGUCUGAGGCUCUUGCCCUAGUUGUACUUGAGGAAUAGAUUGUUCCUAUAUUCCCUCGACUAGUAGUGUCUGUUGGAAGGUAAGUUUCAGUUGUAUAUACUUUUUGCUAAGUUCAAUUUGUACAUAUGCGCAGGCUGCAUGGUUGUCUGUAAGAGGUUGCCACAGAUCCAGAAGUCAGAUGGUUCAUGAAAAGCAUUUUUAUAGGACACUAAUAUUGAAUUUGUCAAUCGGGUAUCAAGUUUUGAACAAACUGUGAAACAGAAUUGAAAUCGAAUUUGGCAAUGAACCCAAUAGAUGAAACAAUUAAAAAUAAAGGUGUGAGUAAAGGUUUUGUAAAAUGGUCUUUUCCUAAUCCAUUAUUGGAUUCUGAAAGUUUAAAGAUCAUUUUGAAGAACUGCCCUCUUGAAGUUUAGAAGGAUGUUCUGUCAACUCAUACUAUUGCUUUUGGUAAGCAGGUUAGUCUUUCUGUCAGAACGUAUGCACUCAGUAGAUUCAGCAGCAACCUAACCUAACUCUCAGCUCCAGUGGAUCUAAUCUUUACAAACAUUUCUCUGAUCUGUGACUCACCGCAGAUUCCCUCUUUCACUCUUAAUAGGAAUUUUAGAGGAAGUGCCACACUGCACAGAUAAAAUAAUUCAAGUCUAAGUGCACAUAUGUGGUGCUCGUGAUAUUUUGGCCAGAAGGUGACAAAUUCUCCUAAUCUAACACGAAGAGCUUGACAUUUUUGCUGCUCUUUCAGUUUAAAAAGAAAGCUCUUUUAUAAAGUUUCUGAGGAAACUUGAUUUCUUUGGUUUUGUACAUAGAGCUUGUCCAAUUUAAGGCUCUAUAAACUUCAAUUAUUUUUAUAACACGUUCACUGCCUUGUCCGUGUUUUGGCCCUGCAUUUAAGUCCCCAGGGUAGUAUCAUACCGUUUUAAUUAUCUUCAAAAAUUAACGUCACAAAAAAAAAGAAAAAAACCAGAAAAUCAACAUUUUGCUCUGCUGCAUUAGGCCUGCAAUGUAUCAGAGCUCAAUAGCAGUUUGGGAGCAGCAAAGGUAGCAAAAGCACAGUUCUGCAGAUUUGAUCAAUGAUUUUUUGGCUAUCAAAAUAGUCGACCCUUGUAUUUUGCACAUGAAUGUAAAGUAGCUUCUGCGAUCUUCGGCAACCUUAUGAAGAGAGGUUCAAAAAAUAUACAUUGUGUCCUCCAAUUGAUGAGAAUUGUUUUCUCGGUUUGUAAGAAUAAUCAUGAACCCUGCUGCAAUGCUCUACAUCGUGCAUUAGGAGCUUGUUCUCUGCAAAUUCUCGCGAUGAACUAUGAAUUGGUCGAAUUUCACUCUUAGUUGUUGAAAAAAUUUUAUCUGCGUUUUUUUUUCUCUGCUUGCAAUAUUUUGCCAAUCAAAGGUAUACCUCCUCUCUAGUCAUAACUUGUUCGCUAAAAUGUACACGUGAAGUUAUUUUUUGCUCUCACAUGGUCGCAUAUUCUCGUUAUUAAAUAUCUCAUGAAUCUCAAUCACCAGUAUUAUAGACGUACACUCUUUUCUGUUCUCACCCUUACUGCCUCUUUGUUGCCAAACUCACUCAUAUAUAAUCAGUUUAUCCUAGCUUUGGAAACGGAAAAUUUAAUCGUUAGAUUUUUAGAGCUUCUCCCAAAAGCCUUGAUUUUAUGAGGGUAUCUGUUCAAUAAUUUUUUUCUUUUAUCGAUCCUCGUUCAAAGAUAGAGCAACGAUUUUGAGACUCAGAAUUUUUUACAAGUGAUGUGCUCUCUGCAUUUCCCUUGCAGUUUUAUGUGGGGAAGAGUUUUUCUCAAGCACCUUCUCAUCUUGACCUCAGUCACAAGUGAAUUAAAAAAAUACACUAAAAAAGUAGCAUAUUAAGUGCUUAUUUGCUUGAGCAUUCGCCAACAUAAUCUAUGAUCUGAAUGCUUGACUUUAUCUCUCGUUCAUAUUUAUUCUGAGUCAAAGCUAUGGGUAAUGUUUAAUCUAAUGCCAGCUAUGCACUGUGAUUUAAGUGCAUAUCGUCAACUAGUUCAAAUCAGAGUUGCCAAUAAAUGCAGUGAACUGAUCAAAAUUUCUCAAAUAUUUUGAUAUUACAACGGUGUUUUGUGCCUGUGUUACUGUUAAUGCCAAAAGCUCUUCAAAUUUUUUGAUUAGUGAAAUAAUAAAGAUACAAAAAAAAUAUAAAUUUGUUUCUCUUUAAAAUUUAAUGUUUCAUAUACCUGAUACUCAGGCUUUGAAUAAGAAGCACCUUAUCUGCGAACAAAGAAGCAUUGCUAUUAGAUAGUGCUGGAAAAUCAGCACUUUUUCCCUAUUCAUCCCAGGCACAAUAUGCACAUUUUUUUGCAUAACCUGGCAACCUUGAUAAAAAGGCAAGCAUUCAAAAUUUCUAGGUGGACAACAUAGUCAAGUUUAAUUCCGAGAGGGUCUAAAAAAUAUCAGAAAUAAAGCAGGAAAAGUUUAAAAAAAUGUAGAUUUUCAAAGGAACAAGAAAUUGUUUUUGGAAAUCCUUAAGGUUUGCUUAAUUUCCCUGAGCCACCAGUUCUUUGAAUACCUUUAACCAUGUCCUUUAGAUUAAUUGAGCCUCAGUAUUCAGCACAUUGUACCUCAGCUAAUGCUGAACCAAGCCCUUGCUUGACAUAAAGAAUUGCUGCUAUCCUGUAGAAGUGAAAACAAUUUUCAUCCUAAUUCACAUUCAAUGCGUUGAAGGUUUAGUUUCACUGAGGACCCUCUCCUAGAUUGUUGUGUUACCCUCUUUUGGAAGGAAAAAUUUGGAGAAAGUACAAAUUCUCUGGAAAUUUGAUCGGAUUUUUUUCCUUUCAACUCUUGAAAAACUUUUAUUUUUAAUUUAAUCACAAUUACAAAUAAUAUUCCGGGAUGAAUACUUUAGUGAGAACAAUGUGGCACAGUUUGAAUGCUAGCACAUUGUUUCUCCUUACCACAGUAGUUAGGAUUAUAGCGGGUGAUUUAAAUGAGCUUUAUCAUCAUUUUAAUCUCUUCCAAAGUUUAAUCUCAAUUCCCAAGUUUUCUGCACCGAAUGGCAACCCUGAUUUUAACAGUACUUCACCUCAAGAACCCCCUGCAUUGCUGUAAUGAAUAAAAAAAUGAGGAUUCUCAUCUUUGAUUAAUUGAUUGUUUUUGUGUGUCACAAGUUCUUUAACCGGAUCCAAUUUUUAUAGGAUAUGUGAACUGUUCAAGAGGUACCAACAAAGAGGUUAGGAAAGACGUUAGUCAUUGUUAAGAAAGCGCCAGGAUAAUUGUUUGUUUCCAUGUAGGUAUGUUGAUUUCUUACUGAGAAAUUUUUUACUACUUGGUGAGUGUCUUGUAAACUACCACUGGGAAUAAGUGUGUUUCAUAAUAACUAUCGCUGUGCCGCUCUUUUAUUUUUAUAUAUGACAUUAUCAGCUCUUAAGUGUAAUUGUUUAUUUUAAUAUGUCCGUCCUGUUAGGAACAAAUUCUUUUAGUCAAAUUUAUCCUUGCCCUUAAUGUUUUAAGGAAAAAAUUCUACUUAAAAACUGGUAAAUCAUUGCAAUUUGGCAAAAGUCUUAACUUGGAAUGCGAUACCAUCGAUAGCAACAUUAAUCCAGUGUCCAGUUAGGUUAAAAACUAGUAUUAGAUUGUCACGAAGAAGAGUUCUCGAAGCACGUAAACGGUAACUCUAUAGAAUUAAGGAAACUAGUCCUGGUUUGAUAUUAACUUACCAGCUGGCAAAUCUCUAUCAAGUGAUUACUUAGCAAGCUACUCACAUAAAACAAAGGACAUUAGAAGAACUAGCAUUACUGAGCUAGGAUAACACAAGUUUUCUAAACCUUGAAAAUAGUUCUGUCUUUAGUUAAUAUUGGAACCGUAGUCGACUAUUUUCUAGUUAUGGGUGUAUCUCUUGGUAAUUUUUAGGAAAAGUAUCUUUCGAACUAUACAAAAGGUCUGACAAGUAGUUUCAGAUAGUCUUCUUUUUCUCUCACCGGUACAAGUUUCUUUUAAGCAAAAGAUCGAAACGAGAGGUUAAAAUUUUUUGAAAACCAAGAGAAAUCUUUCUGAACAUUCCAAAUCAAAUGAUAGCUCAGCCCUCUAAAAAUCCUGAAAUGGGCCGUAUUUCAUCAAGUUUCCAAAGUCUUCUCAGUUCAGCGAAAAAAAGGAAUGUUUUUAGUUUUAAUAGUAAGAGAAAAUGUACAUAUGCCAAAGUUACCAAAAUUUCCUACGUUUUCAACCCUUAGUCCUCUGUUCAAUCUACAACCCUUUACAGUACCUACUGUAAAUAUUCAGAUUCAGCAGCCUGUACACAUGCUUCUUAUAGAUAGAAGGGCAAAGCCCCACAGUCGCCCCAAAUUAUUGAUUGUGUUGAACAAGUUAACUGCCGAUCAGCAAAACUACGAGCUAUAUUUUUGGAAAGGAUUCUGAAAGCUUUUGCACAUUGCUUAAUUCCAUCUUACCGUUGUUUAAGAAUAAUUGUGUAUUUUUUUAAGUGCCGAUAUUCAUGUCAUUGGUACCCUCCCUUGACUCCGUGUAACCGUCUUUUUAAACGAUGAAAUUUAUCAGUAGUGAAAUUUUUAAGAUAUUAAGUGUCCAUUUUUUCUAUUCUCACUAUUCUGCUCUCAAACGUUGGUGCUAGUCAAUGGAAUGAAGAUAUCGAUCUCCCUUUUAUGGUUGCUGCAACUUAUACCUAAGCCUAAAAAUUAAUUGAUGAAGAAAUCGUCGAGUUUCUGAAGUUUAUGUCCAUACAAAUGGACAGUUGUGGCUCAGAACUUCAUCUUCAGGUUGAACUUUAAGCUCCAAAAGUCUCAAGAGUUGUGCCUUCUGUUCGGAGGCUGGGACUUGAAGUGGUGGUCAAAAUCUCCUCCUGGCAUGCAGAAGCAAUUGUUCCGCUACUCAAGGAAAAAAGCAUAUCACUGAAGAAGAUUGAAAUUUUAUGGUAUUGUACUUUUUAAGUUUUGUGCAACUGUUAUAAAUUAAACGUGGUUGUCAAAGAGAAAAGCGAUCUCAAUGCAAAAAAUUCCUUUUCUUUUUGACUGGCACAUGAGAAGUGAUAGAUGUGAUGUGUAAAGAUUUGUCAUCAAUAAUGGGUAAAGUGCCAAAAAGUUGAUUUCAUAGUACGCUCUUCUUUAUUUUUGAAAGUGCUCUAGAAAACAGCACUGACGCUAUCUCUCAGACGUUACACUCGUUACUCUAACAUGUUGAGGGCACUGAGCUCGUAAUACAGUAUGCUUUCCUCGGUGCGUAGAACGAAAUACCAUGGGCAACUCAUUUUUAGAUUUUUUGGCACCUAACAUGUUACCGAUGAUAAGUCUUAAUAUGUUGAAGGUGCUCUCAUAGGAACCUUAAAUAAUUUAUCCAAUAUUUAAAAUGAUAUGACGAAAUUUUAGUAAUGAGGUGUAUUAGUACGUAAAACAUUAAAAUGUUAGUUGAGCCCCUGGGGAAAACUGAAAAAAAUAACAGAUCAUGAAACAAAUAAAAUAAGUAGAUUCAGUAAUUAAAGUAAAUAUCAAUAUUAAUAAUUAUCUCAUAUUACCAUUGUAAUCUAAUAAUACAUAAAUAGCAAUCCUGUUUACUGAGUCUUGUUUCAAGUAUACAGCUUCGUUUCAAGAUUGCAAUAUUAGAGUUCUAACUUUCCAAAUUCAAAUAAUAAAUAAAAAAUAAAAUUAGUAGUUUCAGUCGUCAAUAUGAAAGUAUCUAUUAUAAAAUCGAAUUGAUAGAUCACAACCCUGUAUCCUGAGUCUUGUAUAAAUCAUUUAAUUUUGGUUCAGUUUGCAGUUAAAGCAUGUGAGCAUGCGGAGAAAUAGCUCAAAUCCUAAUGACACAAAACCCUGCUAAAAAAUUAAGGCGCACUGCUCCUCUAACGGCUUUCUCUGAGUCACUGAGUCUGAAUCAUCAAAGCCGCAUCUCUCUUCAUUGACAGAAUGAAUCCGCUCAGUUUAAUGUGAUGAAACCCGAGCAUAAUUAGACCCGCUAUAAAUUUUUUACUGCUUCAAUAUUUUCCUCCGUGAAUUAAUACACUAUCAUUCUUAGAACUGGAUUGGUCCCAUGCAAAUCUCUUAAGUCGUAUUUUUCUGUCCGCGGUGAUAGAGGUAACUCAUCACGGUUCCUCUCAUAAAAUAUAUUCAUUCAAAUGAUCGUCCCAGGGUCAAAAUAUCAUUAUCUUAAUUACCCUAUUGGUAGCUAAACUUAAAACCAAACACUUUAACCAUAAUGUUUUAAAAGUUCCAUUUCUUUUUUCCUCUUUUUGAAGAGAAAAGAUCAGGGAAAAGCGUUUAUCAAACAAUAUCAUAGUUUUCAUGAGACUAGUUUAAAAACACUAUCUACGACAAUCAAAUUCUAUCAUCCUAUCUUUAGCGACCUACGUUGUUGAUCCGCAUCCGUUUUAUACUUUUCCGCCAUCCAGCUGAUUUUAAGCAAGCUGUCAAAGCGCAGGAAGUGUCUUACAUAGCUGUGUUAAAUAAUUGUUUUCCCGUCCAGGUUCUCUGGAAUUGUCUCCAGAAUUUGUGUCUUUUCUAAUCGAGAGCUGGCAAAGUUUGACCACAGUGAAUUGAUCAUCCCCAAAUAUCCUGUGUAUCAGAAAAGGAAUACUCUUUUUUAAAAACACCAACAUCAAUUUAUUAUUAACCUCAUCCUUUCUUAAUAUCUUGUUCAAGCAAGUGAGACAUUAUCUAUUUUUCCUUUUCAAAGUCAGAAUAAACCUGUCUUACCCUCUUUUUUACAUAGAUAAUUAUGUACUCAUAGUAAUCAUUUAUUUUGCAUAAACUAACUAUUGAAACAAGGAGUUUUAGUGUUUAAGAGCCUUAGAAUGGACGUUCACAUCUUUAAUUUGAAAAUUGUUUCGUUUUCGUUAUUUUUUUUAAAAAAAAAUUGCUAAGUUCACUCCCUAAGCUAAGGUAUAACUUCAAAUCUUAACUUUUAAAAAUAAAAUGUAGAAAGCAUGUCUGAAGAGGCUUAUUAGUGUAUUUUUGUCGGAUGAGUUUGUGAUCUAUUCUCUGCGGUGAAACCCUGUUGAGGCACUCCGAAGUAUCAAUGAUAGAAUGAUUUAAAUGCAAACCUAUCAGAAUGUGCAUUCUAUACAUUAUGUACCAACUUUAAAAGCGGUUCUGUCUUGUCUUUUUGUUCCGCUGAUUUCAGAUCGAUUAUAUGUAUUGAUUAAAAUAAAAAAUAUUCCAAGAUAUUUUUGUUUUGUGCAAUGAGAAUGAAAAAUGCCCUUCAAAAUCGGUAUUCUUAUCAGAUAAUAAUCCGCCGCAGCUCAAAUUAGAAGUUCUUUUAGUGGAAUAUUUCAGAAUGUGUAAACCAAUCUUUUGUUUGAAUUUUAUCAGCUCAGUAUAUAGUUUGGAGCUCUAAACCCAAGAUUAACCUUUAAUUUGAAUUUAAUUGUAAUUUAUUUUGGAUUUGGGGAAGUUUUGACCUUUGCCCUCGAUAUCAAUUCACUUGAUUUUUUUCAGCUGCAAACCGUCCCUUGCUAUUCUAACAAUAAUUAUCGCACAACUAUUUUUGAUAUCCAUCAGUAUUGUUAUAUGUUCUUUUCCCUCUUUGGGAUACUUGCUGGUUCCAUCUGUCCAAUGUAUGAUCUGAUAUAACGCUAUGCACUGUACAUUUUCCGUAUACCCGUAACUUUAAGGAGGUACUAAUCGUUACUCAAUUCUCGAAACUGUCAGCACAACUUAAUUUUUACAGUUACCAAUCUUUUUUACCAAUCUGUGUUUUAAAAAAUUGACCACCCUCGUUUAUCCCAUUCAAUUUGUCAAACCACGGUGCCUGGAACCAAGAAUAACCGACAAAUACCAGCAUUCAUCAGGGAAAAAACUUUCCAGAGAAAACCAUAGAAUUCAACUGAAAAUUUGUGUCGAAACCCAAAUUUUGUCUUUUCUCUUUGAUCCGAAACUAUAUCAUGGUUCCUCCAACUUUGUCAAGUGCUUGAUUUGGAAAAAAAUUAUGGCCUUGAAAGUGCUUGACUUUUUGAAAGGGGGUUGAAAAGUGCUUGAAUUUUAUUCUUCACUAAUGAUUGUCGGCAAUUAAUUCUCUCUGGUAAUAAAAUAACAGAAAAUUUUACAUUAAAUAGAUUGCAUUGAUCGACAUCUUACUUACAGAAGAAUUUGUGAUCUUACUUUCAAGCAAACUAGAAAUUGCUGACGCAAACUCCUGAUGUAAGGAAACAAGGGAGCGAAAAUAUAAAAUUGUGUGUUUAAGAAAAAAAAUUCGGAAAAUACGUUGAAAAGUACUUGAUUUUCUAUGCUCAACGCUGCAAGAACUAUGUAUAUUGUUUAUGAAUCAGGCCACCUGACUACCUGUGUUGUCUGAGCGUUAAAAAAUUAGCUGAAAUAUUUAAAAAAUCAAUAUCUUCAACCUCUUGAAAAAACACUAAUUUGUUUCAGGAGAAAGUGUGGAAAAGCAGUUGAAAACCGUGAUGUAUUUCUGGAAACUUCCUCCUGAAAAUCCAAGAGCAUCAGAAAAUGAAAAAAAAAAAAAUGAAUAUUAAAAAAAUCCAGGCACCGUGCAUCAACUCCAUAAAAAUCUGAAGAUAAUUAAUUAAAAUUAGGUACUGGUUUGUAGAAUGAAACCAUCGAAAAUGCAAAUGUAAGUUCAAAAAUACGUUAAUGACAUUUUUGAGCAUUAGUUAAUCCGUCCCUAAAGAGAGACAGUGGAAAUAUUGUGCAGAGACUUUCUGAAGAAGCAUCUUUCAAAUUAUGUUUUUCUUACUUUUGUCUGUAAAUGUAUUCAGACAUGCAUGAUACAUGUAUCAUUGAAUAUGGAGGUCCUGGAACGAGUGGCAGAUUUUCCUAAUGAAGAACUUCAAUCCCUGUGAAGAAAGUAAUCCCCCAAGCCGAGACAUGUCUGGAAAGGUCCCUGAAAGUACUCUUCCUUUUGAAUCAUAUGUACAUCGUAAAUUUUUCUUGAGCUAUUGAUAUGACAAAGGUUUUACUUGUGGUUUCAAAGCUUUAGAAAACUUGAAAGGAUGAGAAAAGAAAAUUGACCCAUUUUCUAUGUAUUCCAGUAGGUACUCACAGGUUAUCAAAGUUCAAUUAGUUGAAUCUCAUGUUUUCCACCUCAACCUUCAUUAAAUUGACUUCACUUCGAACUGUCUGUUCUUUGAGUGAGAAAUACAGCGCACUUCUCAUUACUGUCGAAACAAGUCGGAAUUUCAUGGUGCUUUUACAUUCUCGUAGAAGUCAUGAAUAUGUGUUCAAGAUUUCGAAAAUGCCAAAAUAGCUUGUAAGAAUUAAAACUGUUAGCUCCGUUUCUCAUUUCCUUCCCUCCACUUCCUCUCUUACAAAGUCGGUUUGCAUUAUUCUUAAAACUGUGCAAUCUCUUUUCUCUUUCAAGAACACAUGUGAAUUUGAACAGCUCUUACCAGGACACCCAAAAAGUGUCAGUUAUAGAACAUGUAAACAUCAUAUUUUCAUCUGCUGUUAGUUACCUAUGUUGUAAAAAAAAGUGCACAAUUAUUUCAACGUUGUAAUGCUCCUAGUCAAUCCCCUUUCACAAAAUUCAAUUCAAUCGAUCUCCAUUAUUUAUGCCUGCAACUGGGUUGUAACUACCCUCUGUGCAAUCAAAGAACUCUGUUGAACAAUUUCCUCCUCAGUUCUAAUGCUAUGUAAAGUAUUUUUCGAGGUCAGAGAACUGUCUGGCGCUUUUACAUAGUCCAGAGUACUGAAUUGCCUGCAGGCCGAUUUUUCAAAUUGAUA
This is a messenger RNA of Bemisia tabaci, 11139 nucleotides long. RefSeq lists its product as uncharacterized. Lineage: Eukaryota; Metazoa; Arthropoda; Insecta; Hemiptera; Aleyrodidae. The record is from RefSeq and is a predicted model, not a curated record.